This is a messenger RNA of Vitrella brassicaformis, 5190 nucleotides long. Lineage: Eukaryota; Vitrellaceae. The record is from the annotation of a GenBank genome assembly.
CUCGUCCAUCCACCACCCAGCCACCCAGCCACGGCCCUUUAAAGCACUCUGUCGGUAUUUCCGGUCCACACAGCGAACGAACACACACUACAGGCAGGCAGGCAGACCCACGAGCAUCGACACGCACACACACACAUCCAGCCAUCACCACACACACGACAAGUAAAUAACACUGAUCAAUCCAUCCAUCCAUUCAUUCAUUCGUCCAUCGGUCAGUCAGUCGGGCGGGCGUCAAAUAAACAAAAGCAAAAGGGAAGUGGGGUGGCGUACGCGCGUAAGUCACCGACUCACUCAUUGCAGUAUACAGAGCGGUUCCGCCCGUGCAUGCAGGCGCGUCCGACUGCACCCCACCUCAUCUCAGCCACUCCCCUUGGCCGCCCCUCCCCCAGCAGCAGCCGACCCCCCUCUCGCUAUGGUACUCUGCCAGUACUUGAUGGCCUUGUUGAGCGCGUCGCUCACGGCCACAAAGGACAUGCUUUCCACGGCCGCAUAGGCCACCUUGUCGACGCCGGUGGGCUCCCGGUAGCGCACCAAGAAGGCCCGCAUGGUGCUGUUCCACUCUAUGGGGUACCUGCUGCUCGGGGGGACCACCGCACUCUGAGCCACCUCCAGCAGCUGCUCCGCCACACCCAGCGGCGGCGAACCUGAAACACAAAACCCAGAUCCAUCCGUUCACAGAGAGAGAGAGAAAGAAAGAGGGGAUCGUUCACUCACUCACCGUCCUUGUCCCUCUUGGCUCGUUUGCGCCGCCCGAUGGCCAGCAUGGCGUCCUCCGACGGUGUCUCGUCGCUGUCCCUCUCCGCCCCUGUCUGCCUCGGCCGCUUCGGAGCCACCUGCCCCUGGUGGUUGUUGAAGAAGGCCUGGGCGCUGCUGCUGUGCCGCUCUGACUCGUUCUCAUCCUUCUCAUGGCCCUGAUUAUUGGAGGCGGCGGCGGCCAUGGCCGCCAUGAGGGGAUUGGCCGCGAGCAGCCGGCAGUAUACCUCGGUGAAUGUGGCCACCUCCAGCAGAAUCGACCGCAGCUGAAGGCGCAGCGACCCGUGCAGCGGUGCCGUCGACCCUGUGCGGGCGGAGGGGUCAUUGGUCGACCAGAGGAUGAGCUGGCGCACACUGCCGAGGAGCGUCUUGGCCUCGUCGAGCUGGGCGCGGCGGUGUGCGAGUGCGAUGUGGAGGGCCGCGUGGACGGCGGGGGGGUCCGGGGAGGGAUGGGAGAGGGGGACGUAGCGACGAGAGGGGCGGGGGUGGAUCGACACACUGACCAGGAAGCGGCCGUGGGGGGUGGUGGUGCCGUAGCCAGGCUCCCAGUAGAUGAACGUCUCCUUGCCCAUCCAAGCCUGCACACACACAUACAUUCGACAGACACAGACACAGACCUUGACCUUGACCUUGACCUUGAAGGACCUUUCCUCGCUACGCUACAUGUUUAAGCCGACAUGAGACCCCCACCUGAGCAAAGGCGUCAAGGUCGUCGGCCAUCUUGUCCACCCUUUCCUUCUCCCGCUCGUGCAGCACCCGCAGCAUCCCCUUGGCCAUCUCCUCGGCCGUCCCCCCGACCGCCGCACCCUCCACCUCCUCAAAGGGCAGCUCUACCACGUCAUGAUCAUCUGGCGCACUCGGCCGACGCACAGCAGGGACUAUCGCCGAACUGGUACCUGCCGCUUCUGCUGCUGCCGGUCCUGCUGCCGACGCACCGUUGGUGAGCUCAGGCGGCGCAGGGAGGGCCGGGAAGACCAGAGAGGGCGACGGCUCUGAAGCAAGCAACCAUGGACACCGUUGCAAAGCACAGCACAAGUAGGCCGCCUGCUCUGUUUGCUAUUCUGGGAAUGAUCACCUUCUGGCUCCUGCAGUGGCGGUGCCGCCUCCAUCAUCGGCUCCUCCGGCAGCGAUAUCGCCUCCAGCAGGCUCGUCCCCGCCGCCUUGGCCGCCCUCACCUCAGCCAGCGCCUCCUCGGCCGACUGGCCCACAAACAGCCGCCUCAGCCGAUUGCGCGUGUCGUGAAGCCUGUCGAAGAGCCGGGUCAGGCGGGCGGGCGUGACGUUGUCGAUGUCAGGUAUGACAAUGGGAAUCGUGUCUUUGAGGGGCUGCUUGCCGACGCAGUGGCCGGGGAAGUGGAAGAAGGCGAUCUGCCGGCCGCGACCGACCCACUUCAUGUUGGGAUCGCGGCGCACCAUGAAGGUCUUCUUGCCGGGGCGGAGGCGGGUCAGGCCGUCGUGAUCAGCUGCACACAUAGAGAGAGAGAGAGAGAGAGCGAGGGAGGGAGGGAGGGAGCGGUUGGUGUUGUCUGUUGGUGUUCUGUGUGGCCAGUCGCCUGCCUGACCUUGGCGCUGCAUGUACUCGGCCAUGUGGUGCCUUAUCUGCUCGGGCGACAGACGAUCACCUGGUGCAAACAUCCAUCCACCAGCCCAUUCAUUCACCCGACCCACGGGGCGUCUCUGUCUGUCUGUCUGUGUGCGUUUCGCGUCUCGUUGUUGUGUCAGUCACCUGUGUUGUCCGCUGUCUCCGCCCCAAGGCGCUGAAGCACCUCUGUGGCCUCGUCGAUGACCUCCUGGGCCAACGCCGCGUCGUCCUUCAGCUUGGCACACGCACCAUCGACCAGAGCCGACUCACCCUGACACAACAUCCAUCGCGGACAUACACACACGUGUUGGUUGGAACCGACAGCCACUCUUGUUUCUCUCCUCCUCCCCCUCCCCCCUCACCGCAGGGAAAGGUGCCUCUUUGUUGACUUCGGGUUUGGCGGCCAGCUCGUUGGCCGACUUGAUGGCGUCUUUGAGCGAAGCCACCACGUCAAGCGGACCGGUGCCCUUGGGUGCGAUGUGGUGCACCGCAAUUUUGCCCGCCACCUGCACCAGGAACUCAUUCUUGACCCAGCGGACGACCCGCCGGCCCCUAAACGUCGUGGCAGGGCCAGACUGGCGCCUCCGCCCUGGGCCUGUGCCCUUCCCCGCCGCUGUAGCUGAUGGCGUGCCUGAGGGGGUGGUGCCUUCUGCUGGUGUGUGCGGGUCCUGGUGGACGAUGUCGAGCAGACGCUCCACCAACUGGUCGGUGGGGUAGUCAGGGCUGUUCUCCGUCUCGGCACCCUCGGCAGCGGGAUCGGGCACAACGGGGUACUCUGCCCACACAGACACACACAGACACACAGACACAGCGAGAGAGAAAGAUGAGCGUGCAGCUCUAUGUCGGCAUCAUGGUCGGUCGAUGCGUCUGUUCUGUUUCGUGGCUGACCUCUAGGCCUGGCCUUCUCGAACUUUUGCCCCUCUGCCCGCCGCAUCUUCCAUAACCCCUUCUUGCCGCCGCCCUGUGCGGCCGAGGGCGUCGCCCCAUCAGCUGCAGAAGCGGCCGCAGGGCUCAUCGUCCCGUCCUCUAUCGCCAAACUGUCACCGCUGCCCCAGCGCACGUGGGCAGCAUGACCCUCAAACACAUCACCACCCGCCGCCCCCCCGGCGCCCUCGUCCUCCCUGGCCGCCUGCCGUCUGUUCCACGCUUGUAGGGCGGCCUGCAGAGCCCGCCCGAUGCCGUCGAUGGUGGGCACCAGGACCGGGAAGUGUCUGCGGGACCGUCUGUCGGCUGCGUGGCCCGUGACGCAGUAGAGGCGGCACUCGGCGUCCCAGUGGAUGCCAAUCGGAGAAUCGGAGGGCGGGAUGGGUGUCUCGAGGAGAGGGGGACUGAGGGCUUUGCGGAGGGCCUCCUGGGCCGCCUUGGUCAGGUCCGUGUCGUCCUCGAAACACACGCGGGGGGACGGGGCAUCGCCACCUGGCGACAUGCGACCGACCAGAAUAGACAGAGAAAGGCCAACCAGGUGAUCUGUCGUGUGACCGUUUGUUUGUUGUGGUGAGGCUGACCGACCUUCUCGCUUGAGAGUCUUGAUCCCGUCAAACUGUCUGAAGAACUUCUGGUCGUCGUCCUGCACCCGCGCCGCCUCCAGCAUGGUCUCCAUCCGGAGCUCCUCAAGCACCCCAUCGACCUCCACGUCACCACCCAUCGCUCGCUUCGCCUCGUCCGCCUCGUCCAUCGCCUGCACGUCCUCAUUCCGCGCCUCCACGGCCCUCCGGAACGUGCUGAUGGCGGCCUCGACGGUCGGGGGGUCGACGGGGAACACCGUGGGCAUGUCGCGAAUGAGGGUGACGUAUGCCUGGCUGGGGGCCGACCAGCCGAAACCCGGCACGAUGUGCUCGGUGUGGGGGGUGAGUCGGUCGCUGAGGAGGUCGUUGAAGGCGUUGAGCUCAUCCGAUGACAUCCGCCGGCCUAGAGGCGGCACCACUCUCAUGCCUGCAAACCAACCACACCAUACCGACCAAACCAACACACACACAUGAACACAGACAGACAGACAGACAGACGGCCGGUGAUUUGACAUGCACUCGUUUGCUCACCCGACACGACAGGGAAGGUCUCCCCUUUCAUGUAUGUGUUGUCGCGGCACUCGAAGGCCUCCACGCAGCAGUGCCCUAUGUCGCGGACAGUCAGCGUUCUUGCAGUGAACUGCUUCACGUGCGCGUUGGUUGGCGCGGCACUCGGCGUCGGCAGGCAGAAGACCUCAAAGCUGAUGCUCUCCAGCACCAUCGUCUUGGUCACGUAAUGCAGGUGCCGCGCCACACGCACCUGACGACUCUGAGGCGAGGUCGCCCGUGAAGACAGCCCACGAGCGGCCAGGUUGCUCGCGCAGAGCAUGUUGGCGACCCUGAGGGCGUCGUCGGUGGUGAGGCAACCGCCGCCACUGGGCCUCCCGGGGCUCUCGACGGUGCCCACGAUCAUUUCGCCACUGUCGCCCUGGCCAGGCCGCAUCAUCAGCCGCAGUAUCUCGGUGCCGACUUUGGCAUUGAGCGGCAUGGCCUUCUUCUGCGCGUCCACGGCCUGCUGGUAGGCCACUGCCAGCGAUGUCGUCGACGCGUCCUUGCGAGCGAAGGCGCGGAAGUAUCUGGGAGGGUGGGUGUUGAGGACCUCCUGCUGGCUCUUGAGCACCACGCAGUAGCCUUGCACGCUGUGCGGGUGGCACCGCCGCAACCCAUCGCUGCCGUUGGCAUCCUCUGCCGCGCUGAUUGCCGACGCAGCCCGGAGGGCCUUGCCCUUGGGCGUGUCAGAGUGGCCGCCGCGUUUCGGUUUCGGUCCUGGUCUGGGGGGCUGGGGCGGGGGUGCAGCAAUGGGUGGCGGCACUGCCGUCGUCAGGUCAACGACCUCUAUCUCAUCGUCCAU